Molecule: messenger RNA, 6580 nt
Organism: Ceratotherium simum simum (southern white rhinoceros)
Lineage: Eukaryota; Metazoa; Chordata; Mammalia; Perissodactyla; Rhinocerotidae
Source: RefSeq, a predicted model, not a curated record
GCGGCGAGAGGCCGGCGCGUUGGGAGCGGGACGCGCGGCACCAUGUCGGCCAAGGUGCGGCUCAAGAAGCUGGAGCAGCUGCUCCUGGACGGGCCGUGGCGCAACGAGAGCGCCCUGAGCGUGGAGACGCUGCUCGACGUGCUCGUCUGCCUGUACACCGAGUGCAGCCAGUCGGCCCUGCGCCGCGACAAGUAUGUGGCCGAGUUCCUCGAGUGGGCUAAACCAUUUACACAACUGGUGAAGGAAAUGCAGCUUCAUCGAGAAGACUUCGAGAUAAUUAAAGUAAUCGGAAGAGGUGCUUUUGGUGAGGUUGCUGUUGUCAAAAUGAAGAACACUGAACGAAUUUAUGCAAUGAAAAUCCUCAACAAGUGGGAAAUGCUUAAAAGAGCAGAGACUGCCUGUUUCCGAGAAGAGCGUGACGUGCUGGUGAACGGCGACUGUCAGUGGAUCACCACAUUGCACUAUGCCUUUCAAGAUGAAAAUUAUCUGUACUUAGUCAUGGAUUACUAUGUAGGUGGUGAUCUACUGACCCUGCUCAGUAAAUUUGAAGACAAGCUUCCAGAAGAUAUGGCAAGAUUCUACAUUGGUGAAAUGGUGUUGGCCAUUGAUUCCAUCCAUCAGCUUCAUUAUGUGCACAGAGACAUUAAGCCUGACAAUGUCCUUUUGGACGUGAAUGGUCAUAUCCGCCUGGCUGACUUUGGAUCUUGUUUGAAGAUGAAUGAUGAUGGAACUGUUCAAUCCUCUGUGGCCGUGGGCACCCCUGACUACAUCUCACCGGAGAUCCUGCAGGCGAUGGAGGACGGCAUGGGCAAGUACGGCCCUGAGUGUGACUGGUGGUCUCUGGGCGUCUGCAUGUACGAAAUGCUGUAUGGAGAAACACCAUUUUAUGCAGAAUCACUUGUGGAGACCUAUGGAAAGAUCAUGAACCAUGAAGAACGAUUUCAGUUCCCUUCCCAUGUCACGGAUGUAUCUGAAGAAGCAAAAGACCUCAUUCAGAGACUGAUCUGCAGCAGAGAGCGCCGGCUAGGGCAGAAUGGAAUAGAGGACUUCAAAAAGCAUGCGUUCUUUGAAGGUCUAAAUUGGGAAAAUAUACGAAACCUAGAAGCACCUUACAUUCCUGAUGUGAGCAGUCCUUCUGACACAUCCAACUUCGAUGUGGAUGACGAUGUGCUAAGAAAUAUUGAAAUAUUACCUCCUGGUUCUCAUACGGGCUUUUCUGGAUUACAUUUGCCAUUCAUCGGUUUUACGUUCACAACGGAAAGCUGUUUUUCUGAUCGAGGCUCUCUGAAGAGCAUAAUGCAGUCUAAUACAUUAACCAAAGACGAGGGUGUGCAGCGGGAUUUAGAGAACAGCUUACAGGUUGAAGCUUAUGAGAGGAGGAUACGGAGACUGGAGCAAGAGAAACUGGAGCUGAGCAGAAAGCUGCAAGAGUCCACCCAGACUGUACAGUCCCUCCAUGGCUCGACUCGGGCCCUGGGCAGCUCAGCCCGAGAUAAAGAAAUCAAAAAGCUGAAUGAAGAAAUCGAACGUUUAAAGAAUAAAAUAGCAGAUUCAAAUAGGCUUGAGCGACAACUUGAGGACACUGUGACACUUCGCCAGGAGCACGAGGAUUCCACGCAUCGGCUGAAAGGCCUAGAAAAGCAGUACCGCAUGGUGCGACAGGAGAAGGAGGACUUUCACAAGCAAUUGGUUGAAGCUUCAGAGCGACUGAAAUCCCAGGCCAGAGAACUCAAAGAUGCCCACCAGCAGCGCAAGCUGGCCCUGCAGGAGUUCUCGGAGCUCAACGAGCGCAUGGCAGAACUCCGCUCCCAGAAGCAGAAGGUUUCCCGGCAACUACGGGACAAAGAGGAGGAAAUGGAGGUGGCCAUGCAGAAAAUCGACUCCAUGCGGCAGGAGAUCCGCAAAUCUGAGAAGUUCAGGAAAGAGCUGGAAGCUCAGCUCGAGGAUGCUGUUGCUGAGGCCUCCAAGGAGCGCAAACUUCGCGAGCACAGCGAGAACUUCUCCAAGCAAAUAGAAAGUGAGCUUGAGGCCCUCAAGAUGAAGCAAGGAGGCCGGGGCCCAGGUGCCACCUUGGAACAUCAGCAGGAGAUUUCCAAAAUAAAAUCUGAGCUUGAGAAGAAAGUCUUGUUUUAUGAAGAGGAAUUGGUCAGACGUGAGGCCUCCCAUGUGCUGGAAGUGAAAAAUGUGAAAAAGGAGGUGCACGAUUCUGAAAGCCACCAGCUGGCCCUGCAGAAAGAAAUCUUAAUGUUAAAAGAUAAAUUAGAGAAGUCAAAACGAGAACGGCGUAAUGAAAUGGAGGAGGCAGUGGGUACCAUAAAAGAUAAAUACGAACGAGAAAGGACAAUGCUGUUCGAGGAAAACAAGAAAUUAACUGCUGAAAAUGAAAGGCUUUGUUCCUUUGUGGAUAAACUCACAGCUCAAAAUAGACAACUGGAGGAUGAACUGCAGGAUCUGGCAGCCAAGAAGGAGUCAGUUGCCCACUGGGAAGCUCAGAUUGCAGAAAUCAUUCAGUGGGUCAGCGACGAGAAAGAUGCCCGGGGUUACCUUCAAGCUCUUGCUUCUAAGAUGACUGAAGAGCUCGAGGCUUUGAGGAGUUCCAGUCUGGGAUCAAGAACACUGGAUCCGCUUUGGAAGGUUCGCCGUAGUCAGAAGCUGGACAUGUCUGCACGGCUAGAAUUGCAGUCUGCUCUUGAGGCGGAGAUCCGGGCCAAGCAGCUUGUUCAGGAGGAGCUGAGGAAAGUGAAAGACACGAAUCUCUCCUUUGAAAGUAAACUAAAGGACUCUGAAGCCAAAAAUAGAGAACUAUUAGAAGAAAUGGAAAUUUUAAAGAAGAAAAUGGAAGAAAAAUUUAGAGCAGAUACUGGACUCAAACUUCCAGAUUUUCAGGAUUCUAUUUUUGAGUAUUUCAACACUGCACCUCUUGCACAUGAUCUGACAUUUAGAGACUCUGUCUCCUCCUCCACAUCCUCCCUGCUAGCCUCUUGGGAAGAAACCAGCUCAGCUAGUGAGCAAGAAACACAAGCUCCAAAGCCAGAAGUGUCCUCAUCGAUUUCUGUGGCCGCAAGCACAGAGCAGCAGGAAGACAUGGCUCGGGCCCCACAGAGGCCGCCCGCCGUGCCGCUGCCCACCACGCAGGCCCUUACUCUGGCUGGACCAAAGCCGAAAGCUCACCAGUUCAGCAUCAAGUCCUUCUCCAGCCCCACUCAGUGUAGCCACUGCACCUCCCUGAUGGUAGGGCUGAUCCGGCAGGGCUACGCCUGCGAGGUGUGCUCAUUUGCUUGCCACGUAGCCUGCAAAGACAGCGCUCCCCAGGUGUGCCCCAUACCUCCCGAGCAGUCCAAGCGGCCUCUUGGUGUGGACGUGCAGAGAGGCAUAGGAACAGCCUACAAGGGCUACGUCAAGGUCCCAAAGCCUACGGGGGUGAAGAAAGGAUGGCAGCGGGCUUAUGCUGUGGUCUGUGACUGUAAGCUCUUUCUGUAUGAUUUGCCUGAAGGAAAAUCCACCCAGCCUGGCGUCAUCGCAAGCCAAGUCUUGGAUCUCAGAGAUGAGGAGUUCUCGGUGAGCUCAGUCCUGGCUUCAGAUGUCAUACAUGCUUCACGCCGAGAUAUUCCGUGCAUAUUCAGGGUGACAGCCUCUCUCUUAGGUACACCUUCUAAAACCAGCUCACUGCUCAUUCUGACGGAAAAUGAGAACGAAAAGAGGAAGUGGGUUGGGAUUCUAGAAGGACUCCAGUCUAUCCUUCAUAAGAACCGCUUGAGGAAUCAGGUUGUGCAUAUCCCACAGGAGGCCUACGACAGCUCGCUGCCUCUCAUCAAGGCCGUCCUGACAGCCGCCAUCAUGGAUGGGGACAGGAUUGCAGUCGGCUUGGAAGAAGGGCUCUAUGUCAUAGAGGUAACCCGUGAUGUGAUCCUCCGUGUUGCUGACUACAAGAAAGUGUACCAGAUUGAGCUUGCUCCCAAAGAGAAGAUCGCCGUCCUCCUCUGCGGCCGGAACCACCACGUCCAUCUCUGUCCGUGGUCUUCCUUUGAUGGGGCGGAAAGCAAUGUCGAUAUCAAGCUUCCAGAAACAAAAGGCUGCCAGCUCAUGGCAACAGCGACACUGAAGAGGAGCUCUUCCACCUGCCUGUUUGUGGCAGUGAAGCGGCUGGUCCUUUGCUAUGAGAUCCUGAGAACUAAGCCUUUCCACAGGAAGUUCAAUGAAAUUGGGGCCCCUGGCAAUGUACAGUGGAUGGCCGUGGUCAAGGACAAGCUCUGUGUUGGCUACCCUUCUGGGUUCUCUCUGUUGAGCACCCAGGGAGAUGGGCAGGCUCUAAACCUGGUAAAUCCCAAUGACCCCUCGCUUACGUUCCUCUCACAACAGUCUUUUGAUGCCCUUUGUGCUGUGGAGCUCAAAAGUGAGGAGUACCUGCUUUGCUUCAGCCACAUGGGACUGUACGUGGACCCACAAGGUCGGAGGUCACGCAUGCAGGAGCUCAUGUGGCCUGCGGCGCCUGUUGCCUGUAGUUGCAGCCCCUCACACGUCACGGUGUACAGCGAGUACGGCGUGGACGUCUUUGACGUGCGCACAAUGGAGUGGGUUCAGACCAUCGGCCUGCGGAGGAUAAGACCCCUGAACUCCGAGGGCACCCUCAACCUCCUCAACUGUGAGCCUCCGCGCUUGAUCUACUUCAAGAGCAAGUUCUCCGGAGCAGUUCUCAAUGUGCCCGACACCUCUGAUAACAGCAAGAAGCAGAUGCUUAGGACCAGAAGCAAGAGGCGAUUUGUGUUCAAGGUGCCAGAGGAGGAGAGGCUGCAACAGCGGCGAGAGAUGCUUCGAGACCCAGAAUUGAGAUCCAAAAUGAUAUCCAACCCGACCAACUUCAACCAUGUGGCUCACAUGGGCCCGGGCGACGGGAUGCAGGUGCUCAUGGACCUGCCUCUGAGUGCCGUGCCCCCUGCCCAGGAGGAAAGGCCCGGCCCCACUCCCACCAGCCUGUCCCGGCAGCCUCCGCCCAGGAACAAGCCCUACAUCUCGUGGCCCUCAUCAGGUGGAUCGGAGCCGGGAGUGGCUGUGCCUCUGAGAAGUAUGUCCGACCCCGACCAGGACUUUGACAAAGAGCCUGAUUCGGAUUCCACCAAACACUCGACUCCAUCGAACAGCUCCAACCCCAGUGGCCCGCCAAGCCCCAACUCCCCCCACAGGAGCCAGCUCCCCCUCGAGGGCAUGGAGCAGCCAGCCUAUGAUGCCUAAAGCCGCUGGCCCACUGCCUCACCACCACGGGGCUGGGGAGCCAGGGGUGGCCUCCAACGUCAGUGCCAAGACUGAGCUGACCCUCCAGUGUUGUCCAAGGAAAUGUAGAAUCGAUUUGUAGAUAUGGAGAUGAAGAAAAAUCUUUAUUAUAAUAAUGAUCAGUUUUAUGCCGCGUUACUCAUGGUGGUAGACCAGAUCUAUUCGUCUGCACGGCUGUGAGGCGACACUGUUCCGUUUGCACAUGAAGGACCACGACACAGUCUCUCCUGCCCAGAACAAGCUGAGAAGGCACGUGGGGCCCUGCCAAUGCUGGCCCCCUCUGCAGAAACCCGGUAGACCCUGCACGGCUCUGUUCAGGAAGCAGACAGCUCGGGACACGGCCUCAGUAAUAAGUCUGUUCCCUGAUCCCUAAAACUGUUUCCUAGGACCUUAGGAGAAUAGUAGGAAGUUGUAUAUCAUUCCCAGUGUCACUAGAAUUUUGAAGACAGAGGAAAUGGAGGUUAGUUUGUGGCCUUUUUAUUCAUUUAGCCAUUACAUAGUCAGCUGAAGAAGUCCUUCUGCUGAUCUUGUAGCCAUGGACAGAGACCCAUUUUGAGUGACACCUGCCUGAGUCCCUUGUGUGUGUUAGUGCAUUCCCGGUCACACCAUGAAGUGUCAUCAGUAUCUACUACUGUGAAGUCAGCUGUGCUCUGUUUCCCACUCGCUUCCGCCUCCUGCCAUGAAACUGGUGAGUGUCGUGGUGCAGCCAGGCCCUGAGGCCUGCUGGGCUGAGAGGAGACCAGAGCCCCAGGUUGCCCAGCAGCAGGCGCCAGGAUCCCCCUCCCCUCCCAGUCCCGCCCCUGCAUGGAGCCCUGUGAUUAGUCCCCAUAUGGAUCAUGUAGCCUCACCCGACACACUCCUGCACAUUUCCCUGCCGGUGGCGUGGUGACACUCUGCCUGCGUAUUUCCUCUCACCCUUCCUUGUAUCCUAUGUGAGUAAUCAGGUUUGUGGCCUGUCUCAUUAAAGGCUUGUGAGUAACUGGCCAGCAGACACAGCUUGCCCUCAGCCCAGGACAGGUUUUUCCCUGCUCUCCCACUGGUCGACGUGCUUGGCGACGCUGUUUGAGACGUGCACUUAAACUUGAGUCGGCACUGAGUGAUGUGGGCACCACAGCCUGCCUGUGCGUGUCACACACCCAGCACCUGCCCGCCCUCUGCCCCCUGGGCCUUCUGCUGGGGCUGGCACCUGCUGGGGGCUCUGGUUUUUACUUUUUUAAUGUAAGUCUGAGUCUUUGUAAUUAUUGAAUCGUGAGAACAUUUUUGAACAAUUUACCUGUCAAUAAAGCAGAAGACGGCAGUUUUAAAGUUCUCA